This is a messenger RNA of Morone saxatilis (striped sea-bass), 1594 nucleotides long. RefSeq names its product peptidoglycan recognition protein 5 (gene pglyrp5). Gene Ontology annotation, molecular function: N-acetylmuramoyl-L-alanine amidase activity; zinc ion binding. Gene Ontology annotation, biological process: peptidoglycan catabolic process. The record is from RefSeq and is a predicted model, not a curated record. NCBI's taxonomy places the organism in Eukaryota, Metazoa, Chordata, Actinopteri, Moronidae.
AUGCCUGAACAAGGAAGGUGUACUCUCCGUGACCACACCUCCUCAAACAGACUCAUUGAUAAUGCAGCUGCACAGUCUGCUGCCAGGCAGUCAUCAAAACCAAAAGGCUUCUGUGUGCGGAGGAUGGACCAGAAAGUGAAACAUUUUUCAAGGCGGCAGUGGGGAGCGGCAGCCCCUCGACAAAAGGAGACUUUGAAGGGCCCUGCCCAGAGAGUUGUCAUACAUCACACUGCCCUCUCAAAGUGCACAGGCCUGAAGGAGUGUACACACGGCCUUCUCAACAUCCAGAGACUGCAUAUGACGGAAAGAGGGUUCGAUGACAUUGGAUAUAAUUUUCUUGUUGGAGGAGAUGGUACAGUGUAUGAGGGCCGUGGCUGGGGUGUGGUAGGAGCACACAGCAAAGGCAACAAUCAUGACUCAGUGGGGAUUGCCUUCAUGGGCAACUUCAACAAUGACACGCCAAGCACAGAGGCAUUAUCGUCCGUCAAACAGCUGCUGCAGGCCGGAGUUUCUGAGGGCUUUUUACACUCAGAGUAUGUCCUGUUUGGACACAGAGAUCUGGCAAACACAGAAUGUCCAGGAGCAAAACUUUAUGCUGCACUGCCACAACUGAGGGAAGCUCGCUGCAGAUUAUGAUAGUGAUGGUAGAACAUUAUUUCACUACCUGUAAUUGUUGUUGUUUUUUUAUUAUGGGUCUCCUCUUAACUUAGGAAGGUUUGUGUUGUAACAGGUCCUGAAGAGGUCCUAUCGGUUUCACAGCCUGUUAGAUGUUUCUCUUACAGCAGGGGGAGCCAUCAUAUUGGAUAAAACCAAUAGGCUCUCCAGAACGGUGCCUGAUUUAGAAACUCAAGAAUCAGUGCACUUCAAUCCAUAGUGCUGACAGAUUGUCACGGUAACUCUUAUAUUUUAUUUUGAUUAUUUGACUACAUUGAUUCCAAUGUGUAAUGUACUUUUUAUUUAAUUGAGUCGAAGUGCAAUAUGAAUAUUAUGGGCACUACAUUUUACUUCUGAAUACUUUAUUACUGGGGUUGUGGUGUAAGAUACCCUUCAGGUUAAUUUAACCUGUUCUAAUGCUGUGCUAGCAUAACCACUUAAAUACCAAAUAUCUGCAAUAUUGUGACUUUUUGAUUGAUUUUUUUAUUAUGUGAGGCAUUCUCUUUUAGUUUUUACCUCUCAUACAGAGGACCAGGUUGGCCACAGAGUAGCAGGAGUCCUCCAAGCACAAUGAAUUUAAAUAAUGGUCAAAUACACUAUAAGCCUUUAUACUAAUUGUCUUUACAGAGGCCGAGUUUUCACGUAAAUGUCUUCAGGGUGCCACUGCAAAUUCAUUGUAAACAACACAAGACAUGAAAUCAGAUGUUGAACAGAGGAAAAGAUCCAAGGGGAUUACGAGUGUUGAGACAACAAUGCAUGCUUUCUGCAGUGCCUGAAACAUUCCCAACAAGUGCUCACUUGUGCAGCAAAGAGAUUAUGGAGGGAGGCCCCUAUCAAAUUGACUAAGAGGAGGUAUAAUGGUAACAGAUUAUAUAUGUAGUUCCGGCCAUCAUCGUCUAAUGUCUGGUAUGUGAAUUGUAAAAAAAAAAAAAAAAAAAAA